AUGGCGAAAUCAAAGUCGACUCCGUCGAAGCAGACGGCUGCGAGGAGUCCGGCCAAUGCAUCGGCUACAGCAAAGCCAGUUGAGAAGUCAGCUCCCCGUGGACCGGCGAUUGAAGAGCAGCGGAAGGCUUCACUACCAGAGCUCUUCUUUGUAGCUACCAUUGGAGCAAUCGUGAUAGGUCUUGCUGGAGCAUAUUCUUACAUAUCUCAGUUGACGCUUGCUCCUGUGUACGGCUCGGCUCCUGCAGGAAAGUAUCAUACUGCAAUUACGCUGAUAGCAGCAGGCGUGGGCUCAAUAGGUCACCAAUUUGUUCACAGAUACGCCCGCCCGACGACAACACUGCCAAUUCUUGCAUUUUAUAUUCCAACCAUUCAAUUCGUCUUGUUCAAGUUCAGCUCUACCCUUGGACCUGUUUUGGGACCUAUCAUUACCGAAGUACUCACGUUUGCGCCCUUGGUUUCGCUGUCAAUCUGUGUUCCUGGAGUUUUGAUCCAAAAAUUGAACCUGAGCCCCAAGCUGAAGCAAGGAAUGGAGCAGGGAAACAUUCUGGCCGCAUAUGCUCUCUUUAACGGUGCGAAGGGCAAACUUGCCGAAACGUUGCCUUAUCAUAUUGGAUCAAGCUUUGUGACGACAAGUGUUGGGCUUCAAUUCAUCAUCGCUCUCAGUCAAGCUAUUCUUCUACCAUCAAAGUGGCUUAUCCUUGCGCUUCCGUCUCUUAUGUUCACGGCUACUUACAACCCUCAUGUUCCACUACCGUAUACGACGGACCUGCUCAAUUCUACUCUCAAGGCAGAUAACUUCACUUUACUCCAUCGCCAGGAAUCAUUGACUGGAUAUUUGUCUGUGCUGGAGAACACGGAUGCUAAGUUCCGCGUGAUGAGAUGCGGUCACAGCCUUUUGGGCGGAGAGUGGCUGCCACAUUUAAUGACCAAGGAUGCCAAAGUAUCGGACCCCGUUUUUACUGUUUUUACGGCUCUCGAGGCUGUCAGACUUGUCAAGAAGGAUUCCCAUAAGCCAGAGAAGGCUGAUUCAAAGAAAAGUGCUCUCGUUAUUGGUCUGGGUAUUGGCACGACCCCUUCAGCCUUUGCUGCACAUGGUAUCAACACCACUGUUGUGGAGAUCGACCCAAAUGUACACCAGAUAGCCAUGGACUAUUUUGAAUUCCCUCGAGGGGUUAAUACGGUGAUUGAAAAUGCUGUGAGGUUUGUUGCUCGUGCUCAGGAGGAGACUCCAAUCCAAAAGUAUGACUACAUUAUUCACGACGUUUUCACCGGAGGCGUAGAGCCACUGGACCUUUUCACUCAAGAGUUCAUGCAAAGCCUCGACGCGAUGCUGGAUGAUGAGGGUGUCAUUGCUAUCAACUAUGCUGGCGACAUUGCUCUGCCACUCGCCGGUCUGGUCGUUCGCGCCAUCACGUCCACGUUCCCAUCAUGCAGGAUAUUCCGUGAUAAUAAACCAUUGCCAGGCUCUUCGUCUAGAAGAGACCUUACAAACAUGACUAUCUUCUGCAAGAAAACGCCAGGACCUAUCAAAUUUAGGACUCCGGUGCCUAGUGAUUACCUAGGAACUUAUUCAAGGAAAGAGAGCUUGGUACCGCGCCUUGAAUUUAGUCCAGGCUCUUUCUCAAAGGACCCCGAGGGAAAUACGGAUGCUCUAGGACCAACUGUGCCAAAGGAGCUUGCAUACUGGCAGUUCCAGGGAGCAAUCGGCCACUGGCAUGUUAUGCGCAGCGUGCUUCCUGCUAGCGUCUGGGAGAAUUGGUGA
Messenger RNA from Arthroderma uncinatum, 1764 nucleotides. RefSeq lists its product as uncharacterized. Lineage: Eukaryota; Fungi; Ascomycota; Eurotiomycetes; Onygenales; Arthrodermataceae. The transcript is spliced from 3 exons. The coding region runs from base 1 to 1764 and encodes 587 amino acids. Gene Ontology annotation, biological process: polyamine biosynthetic process. Gene Ontology annotation, molecular function: thermospermine synthase activity. The record is from RefSeq and is a predicted model, not a curated record.